CGAUCUCGGAUGUUUUUCGCCACUAUCGCUGAGACUGCUGCGGCGGCCUCAGCGCAGCCUCGUCAGGGUAGAGGCCCUCAUUGCCCCAAGGGGGGACGAGGGGGAGGGAAGGGAUUUGGGGGUGAUGGUGGUGGUGGUGGUGGUGGUGGUGGUGGUGGUGGUGGUGGUGGUGGUGGGGGUGGUGAGGGUGGUGGGAGUGCUAGGGGUGUGGACGAGGGGGUGGGGGCUGACGCCCCAGGGGAGCAGCAGCAGCAACAACCGACGCAGUAGCAGCAGCACGACCAUCUGCGACCUGCACAAGGCAGCCCGCGUGCCCCCCAAUCCUCAUACGUAUCCAAGUUUCCCAGAAUGCGGCGACGGAGAAAGCUUCAACAGGCGCUCGACUGAUUCAGCCUAGCCUAGGCGUCUCUAACACCCCAGAAUCCGCCAGUUCUUAGAUCUGCCCUACCGUUGCGCACUACGGGCGCAACAGUGUCGCAAUCGCAUCUACCAUCGUCACCAUCAUCAGUUGCGUGUCAGAUGCUGCGCUUCCAGGCUCACAGCCGUCCUAUCAGCGAAAAUUCAUUCGACGAGUCUCUGGGAAUCUCGCCACCAAAAACUGCGGAGAGCGCCGCCGAUUCCGCAAUCCUUGGCGUGAAAGACGCGGCGAUGGGUGCAAGACACCAGGUUUGCCGCCACGAUUCUCGGCACCGAAGCAGGAGCGAUGAGCUGAGCAUAACUGCGACGGGGGUGGGAGGCAGGGAUGACAAGGCAGCAGCGGAGGAAAUGGAGGGCAGGGGAGAGGGAAGGCACCAGGGAAGACGAAAGGGAAGGGGAAAAGGUAGGUGAAGAAGAGUGAGAGCAGCAUGUGAGUGAGUGAGGGCAGCAUAUGAGUGAGUGAGAGAAGCAUAUAUUUCCUCCCUUUCAUGAAAAGCUGCAAUCUUUCAUGCCUGCUGUGCAUUCUCUUUCCAGGUCUUCCACCAUAUCUCGCACUAAGCUCCAACCCAUCGCUUGUUUCUGAUCUCAGACUUUUACUCAGCCUAACGAACCUCACAUUCCACAACUUCCAAUUUUG
Molecule: messenger RNA, 1054 nt
Organism: Closterium sp. NIES-67
Lineage: Eukaryota; Viridiplantae; Streptophyta; Zygnematophyceae; Desmidiales; Closteriaceae
Source: the annotation of a GenBank genome assembly